AUGUAUGGCCCAAGCCGCAAACGAUCGUUCGAUGACAAUGACCGCGAUGGCGGUGGCUACAAGCGAUUUCGCUCGGAUGAUCACUAUAGUGGUGGAUCUCGACGUCAUGAUAGACGUGGUGGAGGUGAAUACGAACGUUUUAACGAAAGUGAUCGUGCGCGCGCUUGGCGUUUAGCUAAGAAAGCAAUUAUAGAAUUAGGCGACGGCGUAGAACGUGACCAGCUUACACGUACUUGUGAAUUAUUGCUGCGUGAACUUGAUCCAGAUGAGCAAGAAGUAAAGCUUGGCCAUCUAGCGGCAUUAGUUCUGCGUGGAGCGUCGCGACUGGCUCAUAAAACAGCGGUGUAUGCGACUCUUGUAGGACUCGUAAAUGCUCGUAAACCUUCUUUUGGACGAGAGAUCGUAACUGGAGCAGCUCAAUGUCUGCAAAAAGACAUGGAGUCUUUUAAUUCUGAGAAAAGUGAUGAUUCAGUCGCACCUGAUACGGAUUUGCUGCGUCGGAACGGUGACGUGGAUGCUGUGGCCACUCGCGUACGACUUACUGUGAGAUUAUUGACCGAAUUGGUUGCUGUUAAAGUGUGCAGGGCUGAGGAUGUGCUAGCUAUGCUAGAUACGCUUCAAGGACUUUGUACUCCAGAGGAUUGGGAUGUAGAUGACGAAACUUACGCUUCUCUUCGAGUGAGAGAAGAUGUUGCAGCCUGGAAAGACUUUUUCGCAUCCGUCGUGUUAGAUGCGCUGUUACAUAGUGGCAAGGCGUUAAUUACUGAAUCGGAGAAUCUGUAUGACAGUUUAUUAAGUCGAUGCAGAGAGUAUGUAUCACAUCGUGAAGAAGAAAGUAAUCCACGAGGAUCUAGUUUUGGUCCGUCCUCGUGGCUUACGAGGCGCUUGCAGCUUGAUCUACUUUGGGCACCGGAAACUGAUGAUGACGUGCCGAUAUUGUGUAAAUCUAGUGAUACUUUGUCACUGACUUAUGAUGCAUUGAACGCUCUUCAAUAUGGCGGAGAUAACAAAGCCGCUGCAUGGAAGUUGCCUGGAAUUAAUCAUCCACAGGACAUGUUUUCGUCGAGUUUUGAAAGCGCAGUAUCCCAUGAACUGGCAGUGUCAUUGUCAAUUGACAUAUCGAAGCUUGACUCAAGAAAGAUUCCGUCGUAUAAAACAUUGUUUCGAAUAUUAUCCGAUGAAUCUGGUGCUGCUGGUGCAAUGAUUGCAAAAUUACCGUUGGCUUCAUAUUUAAUCAGUCGCAGCCAUUUUCAUGAUGCAUUGGAGACUUGUCACCCAAAGCCGGCAAUUGCAGCUAAAGUACUGUUAGGUUUAUGUCGGGCGUAUAACAAUCGGUUUGCUUCUUUCGAAAAUGAAGGAGCCUCACCUGUCAAGAGUGAGUAUCUGCUUGUAGAAACGUUAUUGGUUGCUGCUCUUGGGGAGAGUACGAUUGCAAAGCAGACAUACUACUGCUCUGUGCUAUAUCAUCUCGUCAAGACUGAUGCUCAGGCCAUGUCGCCUGCAUUGGCUGUUGAAGUUGAACUUUUGUUUCGUGAGGUGCCGACUAUGCGUGCCGCUGCUGUCGAGUCGUUUGUGCUGCUCUUAAGCCACUUUCUCUCGAAUUUUGAAUUUAAGUGGCGAUGGGCAGCGUGGUCGUACGUACUGGAAGCCAGUGAAGAUGAUCCACAACGUCUCUUUGUAAGUUCCGUCAUUGAACGCUGCGUGCGUCUUUCGUACUUGCAGCACAUGCAAAACGCAUUGCCUGAGGAUUUCCACGUGCUUUUACCUCCUGCACCCAAGCCACGCAUUCAUUUUAAGCCCAUUAAGGAAGAUGACGCUGUAAAGGAUGAAGCCAGUCCUGCGUCUGAUUUUUACCAGUCUGUCACGACGAAGUUAAAAGGUCAUCCGCCUGCGCUAGCCCUGCGCUCAUGGCUUAAUGAAGCGCUUCCCCGCCUUGAGAUCUCGCGCGCAGAAGCAGUGGAGAUUGUAUGGACAUGCAUUCUGGAAGCUGGUGCAGCUACGUUUACACAUUUGCGACUGCUGUUGGAGAAGUAUGGAAAACGCAACGAGUUAUUUGGUAGCGAUAACCAGCCGGCCGAUGAGACGGAUGCUGACGAGCUUGUGGUGGUCAAAACAGUGGCUUCUGUCUGGUUAUUGUCACCGCAACACAUUGGUUUGAUUUUAAAUGCUAUGCUACGUCAAAAUUUGCUGCGUCCGUCCACAAUCGUUGCGUGGGCUGUUACUUCAGAUGCCGUACAGCAGUAUAGUUGGCCAUACAUGUGGGAAAUUCUGAACGAUACGCUGCAGCUGGUUCAAGACGCCAUUUGUACCAAGACACAACAAUUAGAGCAAGCGUCGUUACCGCGAGCGUCGGAUGACCGAGAUAACGACGAGAUGCUUGACGUUGCUGCGCUUGAAGAUGAUUGCAAGCGACUGCAAGAUGAGUUACAACAGCUUUUAGUACAGCUAUUUCGUGGAUUAAAUCGCGUUAUUACAGACCAUAAAUCGGAAUGUGACUCGGAAGGGUUGGACCCGCGUGACAACUGGUUCCGCAGUGCACUGGCGCAGAUGCAGGCCUUAGGUCUCCGAUACCGCGUGCCACUUGAAAAUGCGCUUGACAAGCUUCAGCUUGAAGUUUUUAGUGUCAAUGCCUCGGCUGAUGCAGACGCAACUAAGAUUUUUCAGCUCGUACGCGACUCAUAUCGCAGUGCGUAG
Plasmopara halstedii is the source of this 2694-nucleotide messenger RNA. Its product is annotated as nuclear cap-binding protein. NCBI's taxonomy places the organism in Eukaryota, Oomycota, Peronosporomycetes, Peronosporales, Peronosporaceae. The transcript is spliced from 2 exons. The record is from RefSeq and is a predicted model, not a curated record. Gene Ontology annotation, molecular function: RNA cap binding; mRNA binding. Bases 1 to 2694 code for a protein of 897 amino acids. Gene Ontology annotation, cellular component: nucleus; nuclear cap binding complex. Gene Ontology annotation, biological process: nuclear-transcribed mRNA catabolic process, nonsense-mediated decay; mRNA export from nucleus.